Molecule: messenger RNA, 3228 nt
Organism: Styela clava
Lineage: Eukaryota; Metazoa; Chordata; Ascidiacea; Stolidobranchia; Styelidae
Source: RefSeq, a predicted model, not a curated record
GAUAUAGAUUAAACAGGGGCUGCUAAUAAUCUGUCCUCUAAGUAAGGACUAAUUGAAAUCUUGUGUAUUGAAGAAAAGCUGACAACUCAAGUUUUUUGAAAACAAUGGCUCAUAAUACUGAUUCUGGAUAUGUGAAGCUUGAUUCUGCUGCACCUGAAGCAACUGCAACGAAUAUUCAACCACAGCAACAACCUGAAGAAGCUACUCAAUCCCAAGUUACUGCACCGCAGCCAGAAACAACAACUCCAGCCCAAAUCAAGCCGAGGAUAAGGCACAAAAUUGUUCUGUUCAAACUUGGCAUUGCUGAAGUAAUUUUCGGUGUUUUAUCAUGCAUUUUAUGCGUCAUUACACUGAUACUCGGUCACAAAAAUUCAUCCUAUCUGUACUAUGAUAAUUAUGAGAAAAGAUAUUAUCAAAACAGAAUCACAUAUGGAUCUAAUGUUGUCGCACAAGGAAUAUGGUGUGGUGUUGUAAUACUUGCAUCCGGGAUACUUGGAAUAAAAGCAAGAGAUUAUCCCACAGUUUGCAUGUACCGGGCUAAUAUGACCGUCAGCAUCAUAGCCUCAUUUUUUAUGUUUAUUCUGUGUAUUCUCUCUGGUGUUAGCACCGUCACAGUAUAUCCUCUGAGGUACAUAUACAUAUUACUACCUUACCACAUUAUCUUGGCACACAUUGGAUUGGUGGGCAUGGUUAUCUGUAUUGUCCACUCAGCAUAUUGUUGCGCUGGCAUUUGUUGUCGCACGAAGCCCACGCGUGUUCCACAACCUGCAUAUUCUCGACAACAAAUGGUUCGACUUGCAAAUGGUCAAUAUAUGAUGGUACCUAUCAAUGCACCACAGAACUACCCAGGAAUGCCCAUUGCGCAACAAGCUGUUGUUGUUCCCCCAGGGCAGGUGUUUCCUCAACCAGUGACAGGAGUUCAACCCUACCCAUCAAUGCCAGGACAAGGGCCACAGUAUUACCCACCAGGACAGAUGCCUUCGCAACCGGCAAUAGUUAUUCCUGCAGGACAAAUGCCUCCAAAUCAACCACCGCCAAUGUACUCGCAGUCACAGCCCGGAGUUCCUGCGUUCACUACACAAAUCCAACCGAAUGCUCCCUGCCCAACGAUGCCUCAGCAAGUCACCCAACCCCUGAACCCUUCUACAUAUCCGAGACAACUACCCUGCAACCCUUCUGUUUAAAACAGGAGAUUGGAGAUGAAGUUUUGAGUCCGUGUGGGUUUAAAACUUGAUGGAAUUCAUCGAUGGAAGUACUUUGUAAAUCCUAUACGUAUACACAAACAAUCGUAUUCAUACUCACCGAACUGCAUGUAGAUAUAUAUAUCAAAGUACUUUGUAAAUCGUAUACGUAUACACAAACAAUCGCAUUCAUACUCAUCGAACUGCAUGUAGAUAUAUAUAUCAAAGUACUUUGUAAAUCCUAUACGUAUACACAAACAAUCGUAUUCAUACUCACCGAACUGCAUGUAGAUAUAUAUAUCAAAGUACUUUGUAAAUCGUAUACGUAUACACAAACAAUUGCAUUCAUACUCACCGAACUGCAUUUAGAUAUAUAUAUCAAAGUACUUUGUAAAUCGUAUACGUAUACACAAACAAUUGCAUUCAUACUCACCGAACUGCAUGUAGAUAUAUAUAUCAUAUACACAAUGUUUUUUCUAAUAUUGUCAUUUCGCUAAAAUUUAUCAUGACAGAUUAUCGAUUUUAAUCUCAUUUUAUGUGAAACCGCAAAUUUUUUUUAAGCUGAAUAUGGCAUUCAUAUUGAAAUAAUUCUUCGUAAAUUGCAUAACUAUUUUUUAAUGGUUACUGGUUUUACUCUUGUGUUAAAAUUGUCAAUACUUUUUAAUUUUUACUUUACGGUUUUCUGAAAUCAAUGGCAGUGUGCAAACACAAAUAUUUUACCUGGUUACAUGUAGCAACAAUUUCAUUAGAUAACUUAGUACAGUAUUUUUAUGUGAUAAUCGUAAUCCUUGUCCUGAACCAGAUUCUACAAGUGCAACCACUCAUUGUAUAUGACCAGUUUAAGCACCAUUUUCGGUGGAAUAAUCGUUUCAGUUUAGCAGUGCCUCCCCAAUUUAUUGCGUCAAUGAAGAUUAUUAUUAUCAUUCAUUAUUUCUCCCUUUUUUACAUAUUAUCAUUUUUAAUAUAUUGGCUUUUCAUGCCCAUGACUAGAUUCUUUUUAUGAGGUGUUGCGUUCUUUUAGGGAUUAUUUCUACAGUAUCCAGGCUAUUGCGUAUAACAAAAUGUCAAUAUUACCUAUUUUAACUAGAUUUUUGUAUUUGAAUCUCAGUGUAUUUUCUUGCCAUAUUGUACAUUACACAUAUAAAUAUUAAAUAGUAAACAUAGGUUUUCACACCAGGGCUGUGACGUCAUAGUAAGUUUACACUCCAAACUCCUAGCUAUUUAGAUAAAACAGCCAUGUCGCUCUAAUCUGGGCAAAAAUUUUAACUGGGACUUAAAAGCUUAAAGAGCUUUUAGUUUUAAAUAACUUAUGCACGUAUUCAUCUUUAAUUUUCAGUUGAGAAUAAUUAGUGAAUGAUGUUUUAAGUUUGGUUGGAAAUUUUUAUAUUCAUCAACAUUAGAAAUCUGAAAUCCUGAAUUUGGAAAUAUGUCUCCUACUUACUUCAUAGACCUAUUCUGUACAUAAAAAGAAUAUUGACAUGAUUUUAUUUCAUCCUAUUAUUUCAAUUCAUUUAUAAUAUUGCUGCAUGUUUCUUGCCGUUUUACACUUGCUUUUGUUGCAAUCAUCUAAUAUUUACCCUACAAGUUCCAUGAUUCAUUCGUUGCAAUUUUUAUUUACCUUAAUUAUAAAAGAUCCAUGACAAUGUAUAUUAGUAGCAAGUUAGCAACUGCAUUAAAAUUUUGUGAUCAACAUAAUGCUGUACAUGAACUUCCUACAUAAAUGGAAUAAGAUUUUCUUAGUAAUCCUGGGGGAAAAGAAAAUACCUUAAUAUGGGUAAUAUAUUCUUUAAUAAAUAUUGUUGUAUUUACCGGCAGUUUAUUCUUAUUCAAACAAGGUUGACGGUGUCUCGAAAACGUUGUGCCACAUGUUCCCAAUACUUUAAUCAUGUCUUAUAAGUGGGGCAACUGGCACACUACAUUCUUGAGACACAGCCGUCAUAGUUUUAAAGUGUGCGAUUUCAAUUCUGAGAUUAUUGCUCUACCAUAUUGCAAUAUUGUGCACUGCAAGCUUACUAACGUCAUCUUCAAUAUAAAAGCAAUAAUGUAA